Trametes versicolor FP-101664 SS1 is the source of this 2859-nucleotide messenger RNA. RefSeq lists its product as uncharacterized. NCBI's taxonomy places the organism in Eukaryota, Fungi, Basidiomycota, Agaricomycetes, Polyporales, Polyporaceae. The transcript has 2 exons. The record is from RefSeq and is a predicted model, not a curated record. Bases 1 to 2859 code for a protein of 952 amino acids.
AUGGACACCCGCACGUACCGCCGAACGAUACCGGCGGAAAUCACGGGCACGCCCUGCAACAUCGACCUACCACUCCCGAGCAGCUGUGAGGCCUCCCCGCGCAGCGACAACCCGGACUUCUCCGACCCACUCCCCAACAUAGCUGACUUCAACCCGGGACACGCAAUUUGCUUCCAAAACGACCCCCCUGCGUACUCUGGCGAGCACCAGAACGCCUCCCCGCUAGGCCCAGACGCCACCACGCCCACGACGAAUGGCAGGCAAAGUGAGUUCCGUAAUCUAGGGCACCCAUCGUCCCAGAGCCGUCCCGAAGCGGCGUCCUACCCCCUCCAUCCCGUCGGAGACGGAUGGCCGCGGCUCCCCAACGCGAUGCAGAAUGGGUCCCAGCCACGUACGCCGCAAACGGCUGGGCCCAGAUCUUCCGCGAGCCAAGCUCAGCUCUGUGCUACGAGCCAGCCCGACCGACUCCCCGCCCUCGCGGUCCGCAAGGCCAAGAAGCGUCUGCGCACAGCAUCCCUAGACGCUGAGCUAGAUAGCGAGGACGAACUAGGCCCUGAGCUCCCGAGGUCAUCGAACGGAAAGCGACCGGCGGCCCCAGUGAACUCCAACGCGCACGCCGCGAGCUCCGGAGACCUGCAAACGGCCCCAGCGCCGAAUGCCUUCUACCACACGUGGUCCCAGUUUGACUCUGUGACCGAGAAGCCCGCGCAGGAAGAGCAGGCUGGACAUGUCCAAGCCCAAGCUCACCCCGGGACCCAGACGCACCCCCUUCUUGCGGGUAUGACAGCUAACGCUGCCGCGCACAACCUUCCGGCGUUCGAUGAUUACAUCCAAGGGGCGAUCCACAACUACUACACGAAGCUCACAACGGGACAGGAGCUGCUCCUCCCCCUCCUGCAGACGGCUGGCGGGUCGCACCCCCUGACUGUGCAACACGCCCUGACCGCGCACCCCGCCGCGAACGCGACCGCACUCCCUCUGCAGAACGCGGCGCGACCUCCUCCCGCGCUGCUAAAAGACUCGAUUCACGCCCCAGAGAGCGCGCAGAAGACGGAGACCGUGUCGGUGUCGCCGCCGGAGAACAUGGAGGUCGAUGAAGACGCACCUGAACACUGCCAGGCCCCCGCGGAACCUCCACAGGCCACGAGCGAAGCAAACGCGACGCACGCGCGAGGACACCCGACUGAGCUGCCCGUCUACGACAAGCUGUCCGCGCCCCGAGACGACAACAACCCCCCUGUGAGGACUGCGGCGGGGCCCAAGCUCGCCAACGCACACGUCCUCCCCGUGAACACCCCGAAGCAGCCACCCCCCACUGCUCCCAACAGUGCAACCAUGCCCCGUGUGAUGGGACGUGCGGAGUACCUCCGCGAAUCCGGCAUCCUGAACGUGCUCUCCGUAACAAACGACGACUUCCCCAAGAAGCAUGCGCAAUCGACUCGCGACCUCCUCCGAGGACUCCCUGAAUCCAUGGCGGAGACGUGGGAGGGCCUCAGCGGCAAGAACCACGUAAUUCUUGAAGUACUCAAGCAAGAACGUCGCAGCGAUCAACCAUAUCUAGACGCAGUCGAGAAAGUGAUCAGAUCGACCUUCGGCAAAAUCCUCGGCACAGCGAAGUUGACUCUCCUCUCCGCGACCGCGGGACAGAACGACGCGCCGGGCAAACCUCUCGCGCUGAUCUGGAUGCUCUACGACUGCUCAGACAACGAAGUUGCGAUCCUCGCGCAACAACUUGCCUGGCCGACGCCGGACCUCACCGCCUUCGUCCAUACCGUCUUUGUAGGCAUCCCUGACCACCUCAUAACGUACACGGGCUUCAAGAUACCGUACGACGUCACCAUCAAGAAGGGAGUCACCGCCACGUUCCUGCAGGAUGACCCGUUCCGCGCGCUUGUCAAACUCCUCAAGCUGGAGCACGGCGACCGCCCGGGCGUCGACUACGCGGCCAUGGCGAGGGCUGUCAUCCAGGGCAUUCGCGUCAAGUCGUACCGAGUUGGCAAGCCGGAUGGACCAGGCGAGAUCGUCGCGUCGGUCUACUGCGACCCCCCGACGACCAACGCCGGGGCGUGGUACACCUGGCAGUGUACUCUCUUCAACACGACGGUGAAGACAGACCUCAACGAAGUCGCUGUGCCGCGGGACCCCGUCCGAUGCCGCGACUGCCAGGGCGGAGACCACGACGAGCGCAACUGCCCUUUCGAGGAGGUUGAAGGUUGGUUCGGCAAACUGAACCUUGGCCCAAUCGCCGCCCCCUCCGCCCAACAGCAGCCGCAACAAGGGAGCAGCGGAACGAGCGACCGCGCCGCGCCGCGCCCGCAGCCGCCGACGCCGCCGCCAUCCUCAGGGCCUGCCUCCGCCGCGCAGGCCCCGGCGCCUCAUCCGCAACCGCAACGCCCGCCCACCCGCGCGCGCACGCCGCCGCCGCGGGUCAACCCGCACCAUAGCGCACCGAGGGACGUGCAGCCGCACUACCCACAGAACGGACCCGCGCACCAACAGCCCCCGCCACCGUACUCGAGCGCGGCGAGCGCAUGGCCUCCGCCCUUGCCCCCGCCGCACAUGCAGCCCAUGCUGCGCCAGCCGUACACCGCGACGUACCCAAUGGAGCCCCCCUACCCUCCCUACUACCCGCAGCACCAGCCGUACUACUACCACCCUCAGUUCUACGCGCAGCCGCAGUAUGCACCUCCCCCGGGCGGCGACCGGAGCGAGCGGCACGAGGAAUACGAGGACGAGGGCUACGCAGGACAGCACGCCUCGCAGUACUCCACGCGCGGCAGAGGAGGGUACCCUCCGCGUGGGGGCCAGCGGCGCAGAGGGCAAAACCGCUCGCAGAACCCGCCGGCUCCUCGCAUGUAG